Molecule: messenger RNA, 744 nt
Organism: Penicillium egyptiacum
Lineage: Eukaryota; Fungi; Ascomycota; Eurotiomycetes; Eurotiales; Aspergillaceae
Source: the annotation of a GenBank genome assembly
AUGGCUUCUCUACCACCUAUCGCUAUUCCAGGGCAACGCCUCGGCCCUUUAUCCACAUAUUCUGCAGGCCCCGGCACACAUGUUCAACAAUCAUUCAUCUACGCUUCCAUCGCCGGUCCUGUGGUUGCAGACCUUGCACAGCCGAAAUCACAGACAAGACCAACCCUUAGAGUUUCAAGAGGGAUACCUCCCAAAGAUCAAGCAGGCUCAAUGCCCGCUGUUCCCGCCAUCGCAUCGUCAAUGAUGUCGAAGCCACGCUACAACACCCUCCCCGCCGUAGACUCCAUCGUUCUCGCACGAGUGACCCGCGUGCAGAAGAGACAAGCCACAAUCUCAAUCCUCGUCGUACUAGACGAAUCAGCAUCACAAUCCCAAGACCAAUCACGAACAGCCUCAGAUAAUGACAAUGUCGCCUCCAUCCUCACCUCUGCCGCCAACCCUGAGAACCACAGCAGCACCGACGAACUGCGCUUCCAGGCACUUAUUCGGAAGGAAGACGUACGGGCUGUUGAGAAGGACCGUGUCGUGAUGGAUGAGAUGUUCCGCGUCGGCGAUAUCGUUCGCGGCUCCGUUAUCUCACUUGGCGAUCAGAGCUUUUACUACAUCACUACUGCGCGCAAUGAUCUCGGUGUUGUCAUGGCUCGCAGCGACGCUGGAAACAUGAUGUUCCCUGUUAGUUGGAAGGAAAUGAGAGACCCUGUCACUGGAACUAGUGAGCAGAGGAAGGUUGCCAGGCCGUUCUGA